AUGUCGGGGGCUGAUUUAACCUGUGAGGAGUGUUUUUCUGCCCAUGACUCCAACAGCACGGAAUUGCACCCCGCACUUUCCACGGUGGACGACGAUGAACUUUUGCGAUACAUCUGGACGGAGUACCUGCACCCCAAACAGUACGAGUGGGUUCUCAUUGUGGCCUACAUCAUCGUCUUCUUCGUCUCACUCGUUGGCAACUCUCUCGUUUGUUUUGCAGUGUGGAAAAACCGCCACAUGCGCACGGUGACCAACUAUUUCAUAGUGAACCUCUCCUUUGCGGAUGUCUUGGUGACCAUCAUCUGCCUGCCUGCAAGCCUAGUGGUGGACAUCACGGAGACGUGGUUCUUUGGACAGACGCUUUGCAAAGUUGUGCCCUACCUGCAGACCAUCUCCGUCUCCGUGUCGGUCCUAACGCUAAGCUGCAUCGCGCAAGACCGCUGGUACGCCAUCUGCCACCCGCUGAUGUUCAAAAGCACCGCCAGGAGGGCUUGCAAGAGCAUCGUUGUCAUCUGGCUGGUGUCGUGCGUCAUCAUGAUCCCUCAAGCCAUCGUGAUGGAGAGCAGCAGUCUGCUGCCGUCGCUCACCAACAAGACCAGCUUGUUCACCGUGUGCGAUGAACAUUGGGAAGCCGAUAUCUACCCAAAGGUGUAUCACAGCUGUUUCUUCAUCGUCACAUACUUUGCACCUUUGUGCCUCAUGGUUCUGGCCUACAUCCAAAUAUGUCACAAGCUGUGGUGUCAGCAGAUUCCUGGCAGCACGUCAGUCAUGCAGAGGAAGUGGAAGACAAUUCAGUGCUCCGUCUCCACCCCCGGGCCGGGGGAGUCCGCGCGGGUCAAGACCAGCACGGUCUGUGCGGAGAUCAAACAGAUCCGAGCGCGCCGCAAGACAGCUCGCAUGCUGAUGGUGGUGCUCUUUGUUUUUGCUCUGUGCUACCUGCCCAUCAGUGUGCUCAAUGUUUUGAAAAGAGUGUUUGGGACGUUCAAGAACACCGAUGACAGACAGACGGUGUACGCUUGGUUCACGUUCUCACACUGGCUCAUCUACGCCAACAGUGCACUCAAUCCCAUUAUCUACAAUUUCCUCAGUGGCAAGUUCCGUGAGGAGUUCAAGGCCGCCUUUUCUUGUCACUGUUCCGGACAAGACCAAGACAGACCCAAGAGGACGAGAGCUCGGAUGAGCACGGACAGCCGAAAGUCGCUGUCAACCCAAGUGAACCACAUGGACAACGUGUCACGCAUAUCGGACCAGGUUGUGUAG
Molecule: messenger RNA, 1260 nt
Organism: Entelurus aequoreus (snake pipefish)
Lineage: Eukaryota; Metazoa; Chordata; Actinopteri; Syngnathiformes; Syngnathidae
Gene: hcrtr2
Product: hypocretin (orexin) receptor 2
Exons: 7
Coding region: 1-1260 (419 amino acids)
Biological process (GO): G protein-coupled receptor signaling pathway; circadian sleep/wake cycle process; feeding behavior
Cellular component (GO): membrane
Molecular function (GO): orexin receptor activity
Source: RefSeq, a predicted model, not a curated record